AUUUAAUAUAGCAAUCGCUACCGCGAUUUGUGAGGCAGGUAGAUUAAUUUACAACUAAAAAUCUAGAAAUCUGUUUUGCGUUUGUCAACAACCAAAUUUUGCUGAAGUGUAAAAUCUCUCAUAAUGUCUACUGAAAAGGAUAAAAUCGACAAAUCUAAGAUAAAUAAUCAAGUAAAACAUGUACCAAAAGACGCGCAAGUGAUAAUGUCAAUAUUGAAAGAGCUAAAUGUCCAAGACUAUGAGCCCCGCGUUAUUAAUCAAUUAUUGGAGUUCACAUACCGUUAUGUGACUUGUAUAUUGGAUGAUGCAAAAGUCUUUGCAAAUCAUGCACGAAAGAAAACCAUUGAUUUGGACGAUGUUAAACUUGCCACAGAAGUAGUAUUGGAUAAAGCAUUUACCUGCCCACCACCACGUCAUAUACUGGCUAAACUGGCUGAAGUACGAAAUUCAAUGCCUCUUCCACCAAUCAAGCCUCAUUGUGGACUACGUCUUCCUCCCGAUCGUUAUUGUUUAUCCGCAUGUAAUUACAAGCUUCGCGCUGCAAGUCAACCGAAGAAGAUGACCAAAUCCGCAUUGGAAUCUCGCUCAACUAUAAAAACACAAAUGAAAAAUUCUGGCGGUGCUGGUGCAACUAAACGUCAAACUGUGCUUACGCCAAAGACGCAAGUAGUUACUAUACCUAAGCCAGUAAUAAAGUUUACAACCACAACAAAAACGGUAUCCAGCAGCGGUCCAACGGGUAUUGGCGGCAGUAUAAUUGUAAAUAGUGGUAGCGGCGAUAGUGGAGACAUUAAAAUGGAAGUUGAUCUGGAUACAAGUGCAUCUGCCGCGGUUGGCAGUAUUGGUGGGGGUAAUAUAGGAGGGGAUGGAAGUGGUGGUGGUGUUAAACGCGAACGGGAAGAGGAUGAGUUUGAAGUUGUGCAGUAGCUUUAGAAAAUGUUUACAGAAAAUAAAAGAAUAUAUUUGUGAAAAAA
Ceratitis capitata (Mediterranean fruit fly) is the source of this 974-nucleotide messenger RNA. It is a transcript of the gene Taf9, whose product is annotated as transcription initiation factor TFIID subunit 9. NCBI's taxonomy places the organism in Eukaryota, Metazoa, Arthropoda, Insecta, Diptera, Tephritidae. The record is from RefSeq and is a predicted model, not a curated record. Gene Ontology annotation, molecular function: transcription coactivator activity; protein heterodimerization activity; RNA polymerase II general transcription initiation factor activity. The transcript has 3 exons. Gene Ontology annotation, cellular component: transcription factor TFIID complex; SAGA complex. The coding region runs from base 124 to 927 and encodes 267 amino acids. Gene Ontology annotation, biological process: DNA-templated transcription initiation; RNA polymerase II preinitiation complex assembly.